AUGUCUCCGAAAACACUGAAGCAACCCGUGUUCUUUUGUAUCCAUUGCGGCAACAAGUUCACUCGCAAAGAACAUCUAGAACGCCACAUCGCUUCUCAUACUGGUGCGAAGCCUUGGUCAUGCGUCCAUUGCUUUAUGCCGUUUAACCGUCAGGAUCUGCUCCGAAGACACAUGUUGAUUUACCAUUCGGUUUCAGACGACUUGGACCCAAUUCCACCCCAAACCGGUGCGCACAAGCCGGACGUGGCAUGCCAGCCCUGUCACAAAGCCAAGUGCCAGUGCGAUAAGCAGAAACCGACGUGCGGGGCGUGCAAAAAGAAGGGUAUCACAUGUGUCCCACGUGAGUCCAGGAGAGUAGUCAAGCAGGAGACCCGGGCCCGCCGUUCAGCAGCGCCGCAACAACCUCCUCCGCCCGCCCAAGUCCCUCUACCUGCUCAACCCACACGAGAUGAGCAAAACCAACAAGAACCAGUCAUGGAGGCUUCUCUUGAAACCAUGAUUGACGGCGAGGCAUACCAGCAAGAGCGACAGGCAUCACAUAUCCAGCAGGGUCUUUACCAAGGAACGGGACCACAGAGCUUGUUCAUACCACAAGUACCUUUGACUGGAAAUUUGGCUCCUGGAGUCGGCUUCCCCAACUUCUACGGUUUUCCCAAUCCUAGCUACGGAGGUUUCGACGGUUAUGGUAAUCCGAUCCAGCCGUUUGGUCCGAAGCCCGCGCAUCUCGGUUCUCAGAAUGACCCUUCAUUGAAUAUACCUGACUUGAGUCCGGGCUCAUCUACCUCUAUCGAAACCGGCUUUGAGACGCUUGACGAAAUUCCAGACAUGAACGGGUUUUCAGGUUAUGGCGAGGUCGUAGUGAAUGGCAACAACCACCACUCACUUGCAGGCGAUGCUACAGGACUUUGGGGUUGGGAAACAAAUUCGCUCAACGAUUUUGGGUUCAUGUAA
Messenger RNA from Neurospora hispaniola, 951 nucleotides. RefSeq lists its product as uncharacterized. The transcript has 3 exons. Gene Ontology annotation, biological process: regulation of DNA-templated transcription. The record is from RefSeq and is a predicted model, not a curated record. Bases 1 to 951 code for a protein of 316 amino acids. NCBI's taxonomy places the organism in Eukaryota, Fungi, Ascomycota, Sordariomycetes, Sordariales, Sordariaceae. Gene Ontology annotation, molecular function: DNA-binding transcription factor activity, RNA polymerase II-specific; zinc ion binding.